AUGUCUGAAUCGAUCGUCGAUGAUGGCAGACCAUGCCGUGGCGGUAGUUUCUUCAAGUCGCUCCAAGCACAAGCAAUCAUCGAAGGCACCGAUCAUGUCGCCCUUCUGUAUUCCGCACUCGGCGAUAACGCAGACUCUGUCCUUUCGACUCUGGACAAUCUCAAUGCUGGCAUCGCAUAUGUGCAUCAGGAUGCCUUCAAAGCUGUAUACGACGGUGUCAAGUCCGCCAUGCAUAAUUCCGGGCAUUCCUUGGCAGAUAGGAAGUCGUUACUGAGGGUUGACGUCUGCCAGCAACGCGACAUGGCCGACCACGCCAUCGACAAGACUGCAAACUCUGCAGCCAACUUCAUCGAGGCUCAGCCCGAACACAGUCAGGAUGCUGUCGCGAAUGCCUGGAUUACCGGGACCACCAUCAUGGCUGACGCAGUUUCUGUGUGCCUCAAAGAGAUGGAGCACCUAGAAGACAGUCUGGACGACUUCAUCCGCCUCGAAUACUCCUGGAACUGCAUCCAAUCCUCGGUCGAUGCCGCGAUUUCGGCCCUUCGCGGAAUCUUCAGUCUCAUGGCUCCUUCAAACACCAACGAGAUUGUCGUCAACAAUCCCACUCCACCCCCAGCUCCACAGGGUCUCUUCGGCCGCAACCUAAGCAUCUCAUCGAUCACAGGCUCCGAUCAUGCUGGCAACGCGAGCAACCGAUCUCGCAACUCUUCAACCGCAUCAGCAUUCAGCCUCUUCAAGCGCGCCUUCAGCCACGGCCAGAUCCAGCCUCCUCCUGCCAAAACAGCGCGUACGGGUUCUAUCGCGUUACCCGUGCCCGAGGCCAAUCCGCGUAGUUUCCGUACGAGCAUGAGCGCUGCGUGUCCCACGAAGAUGCCGACAUUUGGAGAGCACCCACACACUAUUUUGACUACCAUUCCGCCGACGCCGGCAGCGGAUGGCGCAAGAGACGGCGGUCUGCUGAGUCCGUUCAAUCAUAGUGACGACUACUUCGCUUUUGAGACAGUGGAGAAGAGCAACAAGACGAGUGCAGCAGACGACUUGAUGCAGAUGUAG
Parastagonospora nodorum SN15 is the source of this 1053-nucleotide messenger RNA. RefSeq lists its product as hypothetical. Bases 1 to 1053 code for a protein of 350 amino acids. The record is from RefSeq and is a predicted model, not a curated record. The transcript is spliced from 2 exons. Lineage: Eukaryota; Fungi; Ascomycota; Dothideomycetes; Pleosporales; Phaeosphaeriaceae.